UCCCCCUCUCUCCGCUCCAUCAAAACAUCGGCGAGUUUUUGGCGCGUUCCCGGCGAUCCUUCACCGAUUCAUGGUCGAUGAUGGCCUCGGCCCUCGUGAACAACGUCGGAGUCUCGCCGGAGGGCUUCCUACGCUGCCCCUCGACGGCCUACUCCUCCUACGGCUGGCUCAACCCUCGGAUCUCCUUCAGCCGCGACGUCGCCGACGGCGACCAGCCCUCGCCCGCCCCCGCCACAUCCGUGGUGGCGCCUUCCGGUAACCCGCCGGAGAACCCCGAUCCCGAGGCCCCCGCCAAGGACCUGGUCGACUUCGAGUUCCGGCUUCACGAUCCCGUCGCCAUGCUCCCGGCUGACGAGCUCUUCUCCGAUGGCAAGUUGGUCCCGCUGCAGCUGAAGUCCUCCGCGGCCGAGGUCCGGUCGGCGGAGCUUCUGAAGUCGCAGCGGAGGGCGGAGAUCGCCGCCGGAUCGGACCCUUACGUCUUCUCCCCCAAGGCGCCGCGGUGUUCCAGCCGGUGGAGGGAGCUGCUCGGCCUCAAGAAGGCGCAGAACCCGAAGCCCGACGCCCAGAAGCCCGCCGCCGCCGCCUCCAAGAACCCGAACGCCAAAUCUCUGAAGCAUUUCCUCCACCGGAACACUAGAUCGCCGCCGGCGGACUCGAUCCUGAGCCUCCCGCUACUCCGCGACUCGGACUCCGAGUCGGUGUCCAUCUCCUCCCGGCUUUCCCUCUCCUCCUCCUCCUCCUCCGGCCCCGAGCACGAUGAUCUUCCCCGGCUAUCCCUUGAUUCCGAGAAGCCUGCGGCCCAGAUCCCGAUCUCGCUUAGCCGGAACCCGCCGCGGCUCCGAGUGGCCCGGCCUACAUCGUCCACCGCCACGACGGUAGGGGAAACCCACCCGCCGGCGAGGGUCGGCCGGAGCCCGGUCCGGCGGGCGUCCGACCCGGCGGCGCCACCUCCGCCUCCGCGGGGACUGUCGGUGGACAGCCCGCGCAUGAACCCGGCGGGGAGGGUCGUGUUCCAGGGGUUGGAGCGGAGCUCGAGCAGCCCUGGGAGCUUCCACGGCGGUCCGAGGGUCCGGCCCAGGGGGAUGGAGCGAUCCUACUCGGCCAACGUCCGGGUUACUCCGGUUCUCAACGUCCCGGUCUGCUCGCUCCGCGGCUCGGCCAAGUCGGUGUCGGUUUUCAGGUUCGGCCGGCUCUUCUCGGCCCAGAAGAAGGAACGGGACCGGCCGGCUCGCGCUCGUCGGGACGGAUCCGGAGCGGCGCUGGCGCCAAGAUCAACGGCGAGAAGUCUUCUAGAGAUUACGUAAAAUCCGCAUCGAAAUAAAUCACAAAAAUCACUAGAAAAUAGGGAAAAACAUUUACAACUGAUCUUUCUUUAACAAGCAGUCCUUUAUUUUUUUUUUUUUACUUUUUUUCUCAAAUCUUUUGAGGGUUUUUUUUUUUUAGAUCCGCCUGUAAGUAUUGCUUUUCUGGCUUUUAUUUUUGAUCUAUUGCUUUGGAUGUGGCUUUCGUUUUAUUUUUUUCGGUGGUAAAUUGUUGGGUGGAACCGAAGAAAGAGGCCAACUGUUUUUUUUUAUUAAAAAAACACUUUGCCACCGCGUAUGUUAGCUUUAUGUGGUAAUAUCUCUUUCGUCCACUGUUUAAUUGCGGCAUUGUAUUGUUGGGCGUGGCACUUUGCUACAAAACGCCGCCCGGUUUUUGUUUUUCUGCUGUAACGAGGGAAACUUGUUCUGCUAAUACUUUUUUAUGGCAUGUUGUAGUCAAAUUUUUUUUAAUAAAUAAUCGAUGUAUGACUAAAUAUAUGUCAUAUUUUUG
Messenger RNA from Phoenix dactylifera (date palm), 1812 nucleotides. Lineage: Eukaryota; Viridiplantae; Streptophyta; Magnoliopsida; Arecales; Arecaceae. The record is from RefSeq and is a predicted model, not a curated record.